UUAAGAUUGAUCACGCCGCAUCACAUUGGACACGCAGCAUCACUAAACCUCGACAAUCGCCUUUGGAUCUUCUAUUUUCCGUGAAGAACUAAGCCAGUCCAGUUUGUUAAUAAGAUCAACCAUGAUUCUGAAUGCUUCAGAUGCUAACUGGGUGGAGUCUUCAGGUGAAGAGCCUUUCUACACGGUGGACGACCUGCCAAGCACCUCUCCUUCUCAGCUCCCACCCCUCACGGUGUGGGGAGUGGCUCUCUGUGUAUCUGGAACUGUCAUUGCGAUGGAGAAUGCAAUAGUAGUGACCACUAUCUUGGCUACACCCUCUCUUCGUGCCCCUGUGUUUCUGCUGCUGGCAAGUCUGGGACUUGCUGAUCUACUCGCAGGUGUAGCUCUGAUUCUGCACUUCCUUUUCUUAUUUUGUGUGGAGCCCAGUGACUGGUCAGAAUUGCUCACUUCAGGAUUGCUGGUCACAUCAUUGACUGCCUCACUCUGUAGCCUGAUGGGUGUGGCCCUAGACCGAUACCUGUCUUUGAGCCACGCCCUCACCUAUGGAUCGAGCCAAUCACGACGCCGCGCUGCCGUCCUCCUGCUGCUGGUCUGGCUGGGGGCUUGUGUAAUAGGAGCUGUUCCUGCAAUGGGGUGGCACUGUCUGGAAGAUCCACAGUCCUGCUCUGUAGCACGACCUUUGACCCGGACUUACCUGUCCCUCUUGUGUGGAGGCUUCCUUUUGGUUGUCAUGGUAACUCUGCAGCUGUAUGCUGGAAUUUGCCAAGUAGCAAGGAGACAUGCCCAUGCCAUAGCAACACAGAGGCAUUUCUUGCCUGCCAAUCAGCCAUAUGCAAGCAAACAUGGCAAUGGGAGAGGCUUCUCUCGCCUCAUCCUUGUGCUCAGUGUAUUUGUGGGGUGUUGGAUGCCUUUUUCUCUGUGGGGGCUUCUGGGUGAUGCAUCAAGCCCACCACUGUACACAUACGCUACCUUGGUGCCAGCUGCAGGCAGCUCCCUGUUGAACCCUCUUCUCUACAGUCUGAGAAACAAGGACAUUCGCAGAGUGCUGCUGCAGGCCUGCUGCCCCCACAGAUAUACACACAGCACACACGUGCAUUACCCAGUGGAUGUGUAA
Boleophthalmus pectinirostris (great blue-spotted mudskipper) is the source of this 1114-nucleotide messenger RNA. It is a transcript of the gene gpr3, whose product is annotated as G protein-coupled receptor 3. The coding region runs from base 122 to 1114 and encodes 330 amino acids. The record is from RefSeq and is a predicted model, not a curated record. The transcript is spliced from 2 exons. Gene Ontology annotation, biological process: G protein-coupled receptor signaling pathway. Gene Ontology annotation, cellular component: membrane. NCBI's taxonomy places the organism in Eukaryota, Metazoa, Chordata, Actinopteri, Gobiiformes, Gobiidae. Gene Ontology annotation, molecular function: G protein-coupled receptor activity.